Phaedon cochleariae (mustard beetle) is the source of this 2112-nucleotide messenger RNA. The record is from the annotation of a GenBank genome assembly. Lineage: Eukaryota; Metazoa; Arthropoda; Insecta; Coleoptera; Chrysomelidae.
AUGGGCAACAAGCUGAGCUGCUCGUGCGCGCCCAUCCUGCGCAAGGCGUACCGGUACGAGGACUCGCCGUGGCAAACGUCGAGAAGAAGGGACGGGCACUUGCUGAGGUUAUGGGCAGAGGUUUUUCACGUGUCAGCCAGUGGAGCUGGUACGGUGAAAUGGCAACAGGUGAGCGAGGAUUUGGUACCUGUCAACAUCACUUGCAUCCAAGACUCUCCAGAAUGUGUUUUCCACAUAACGGCCUACAACUCUCAGGUCGACAAAAUUUUGGACGUUCGGCUGGUACAACCUGGUAAGAAACUGAAUCAGACACGAACACUUGAACCAUCGCCGUCGUUCAAGUUCUCGCGCAAGGCCUCCUCCUCCUACUCGCUGAAGCUGGAGCCGCCCGGCAAGCAGAAGGGCAGGCCGCAGGGCAGGCGGAAGCCCGUCAGCACGCCCGCGUCGCCGAGCAGGGCGGCGCGCGGCGAGCCGCAAUGCACCUGCAUGACGUCAGAGCAGUACGCCAGGCUGAAGGCUCAGGAUCCCAGAUACAGGGGGUCAUCGACACUUCCUAGAGCUACAACGAGAACAACCGAUACAGAAGGUAGAACAGAAAAAGUCACAGCCGCAACUUCUUCCACUAGCCUUUACGAUAACGUCGGUGCUACACAGACAGGAACCACACAAGGUGAAUAUACAGAAGGUACAAAAGGAACGCAGAGAGAAGGAAGUCAAACGAAACAGAUGAGAGAUCGAGGGGUACAACCUCACUCUGAUACAAGUACUAUGACUACAUCAAACACAGCUACUGGACCAAAGACUGUUACUGCCUCAGUGGGCACCGAAAAUAAUGUUGGAUCACAAAUAAGCCAAACGGAAUCCCAAUCCCAAACCCAGCUCUCGGAGUCCUCGAAGUCCGAAGGCACCCAAGCUGGAGGUACUCUGGCACCCUCAACCAAGACAUCCUCCACUUCCACUCGACCUCCACUAAGAGACAACCUCCACCACACGCUCACCAACACCAAGUCCAUGGACUAUGCGGAGAUGGACAUGGUAAGAGAUGCGGAAUUGAGGGCAGCUCAUCACCACAACGUCAUCAAUAACAACAUGUCUGGAAGGAGGAGUAAGAGCAAGAGUACCGAGGAUAUGAAUAGGGAGAAUGGAUUGAGUUUGGACAGCAACACCCUGAAAAGAAUGCUCAAGCCAAUGCCGAGUCAGGAGAGUCCGGUGACGUCACCAGAGAUGGGCAGGAGGAGAUACAAUUACUACAAUUCUCACCAUCACCAGAGGCAUCCGAAUAAUAAUGGGAGGCAUUCUGAGCCGGAAUCCGGGCAUCCCCAUCCUAGAUCGGCUAUGGCGCAGAAUUCCAGGUUUUCUGGAUCAAGAGGCUUAUACCUCGAACUGGAAAGGGGCGCUGGCGGGGACUUCUCCCCACCCUCGGACAACGUCAUCUUCGACAACCAGUGCUACGCCACCACUCCCAGCUCUAGCAACGGCAAUUCCGAUCCCGAGCAGACGGCGCACCACUACGGGAGGCAUGCGAGGCACGUGCACCAGCAGAUGCACCAGAAUGCCAAUACCACACCUACCCCAGGCUCACCUACUAGUAGAUUACUUCUGGAAUACGAAAUGCAUCUGAGGAAUACCCUGGCAAAAGGAAUGGAUGCUGAAAGCUAUAGCCUACACACCUUCGAAGCUUUAUUAACACAGAGCAUGGAAAAUCUUGAAUUUGCCGAGAGUUUGCCAGGUUCAACUCAGAGAAGUCCCUAUCCUUCUAGAAGAACUUCCAGAGAUAGAGUAGAUAGAGAUAGAGAUGGGUAUUAUAGCGAUAGAAACGAGCUCAUGAGAGAAAGAGAGCGAGAAAAGGAGAGGGAUAGGGGAUAUCUGAGCGAUCAUAACUCAAGUUUUAGCUCAAAGUGCGCAUCAUGCAUAGGGGAAUCCAGCAGAGCUCAAUGGUUCCGACACUCGGACGGCUGGAGAUCAGGCAGCUCAACAUUCAGCUCAGCUCAGGGACUGCCUCAGGGUCACAAACGAUCGCCUUGGGAUUCUCUGCCUUCGCUCAGGCAAGACAGCAGCAUGAAUGACAGCGGUUACAAGAGCGCCAGAAAUGACAGUUUUGAACAGAGGUGA